CCUAAAUUCCUACUGCCAGUCUUUAUGGUUUUAAUAUCAAAUUUUACUAUAAAACAUUUUCUCUCCCAUUUGUGUGAAAGACUAGCAGAAAGAGGGUAACUGAUUAUACACGGGAGGAAGUGAAACUGAUCACACAAAGCAUGCUAAAGUGGUCAAAUGCUCAAGUUGCAGUUCCUGGUCAUUGCCUUACUGCCAGAACAUCUACGAUGGAGGUGGUAUCAGCAGAGGUGAACAGCUUACUCCCCGAGGAGAUAAUGGACACUGGUAUAACUCUGAUGGAAGAUGAUAGCAUUGAGGCUGUUAUUGUGGCGUCACCUAUGGGAGAGGCUAUUCCUAUGGAAACAGAACUGGAAGAAAUAGUGAACAUAAGCUCAGCCAGUGACUCUGCAGCUACAACCACAGCCACCACAGAGCCAGCUACUGUGCCCAGCAAUCACUCAAGCCAAGUUACAGUGAAUACCACAAUUACAAAAACUGACACUAAUGCAACAGUAAAAUCUACCUUGCAAAGUGGCCUCCAUAAACUUGGUGCUCAGACUCCUGUCACUAUCUCAGCCAAUCAGAUUAUUCUGAACAAGGCCACUGAUCUUAAACUUGGCAACCAAACUAUUAAACAAGAAGGGCAAAAGCUAAUUGUGACAACUUUGGGAAAGGCUGGCCAGCCAAUUGUCUUAGCACUACCCCACAACCAACUACCCCAGACUCAGAAGGCCACAAUUCAGGCUCAGGCAGGAGACUCCAAGGUACCUGCCCAGCAGAUCAAAGUAGUUACUAUUGGAGGGAGGCCAGAGAUGAAGCCUGUCGUUGGUGUCUCCUCUUUGACGCCGGGAAGUCAGCUGAUAAAUACUGCAGCCCAGUCUUCUGUAUUACAGACCCAGCAGUUAAAAACAGUACAGAUUGCUAAGAAGACCCGAACACCAACUUCUGGCCCAGUAAUCACCAAGCUGAUCUUUGCAAAACCAAUUAAUAGCAAAGCGGUUACAGGACAGACAACUCAAGUGUCACCAGUCAUUGCAGGUAGGGUUCUUUCACAGACUGCUCCGGGAACGCCACCAAAGACCAUAACCAUCUCUGAGAGUGGAGUUAUUGGGCCUUCUUUAGGUUCUACAACGCAACAGACACCGAAUAAAAUAGCUAUCUCCCCGCUAAAGUCCCCUAAUAAGCAGCUGACAAUGGUGUCGGUGGCCUCGCAGCCUCCUAACUCCCCUCAGAAGACGGUGGGUGUUCCUCUGAAUGUAGCCUUAGGACAGCAGAUCCUCACAGUGCAGCAGUCAGCACCCUCUUCCCCUGGCAAGGCCAUAGUCAACCAUACAACUGCUCAGGCUGUGAAGUCAGCAGUACAGACCAUCACUGUGGGAGGAGUGAGUACAUCUCAAUUUAAGACCAUAAUUCCCUUGGCAACGGCCCCCAAUGUUCAGCAGAUUCAGGUACCUGGAAGCAAAUUCCACUAUGUCAGACUUGUUACGGCCACAACAGCCAACAGUUCAACCCAGUCAGCCAGUCAGAAUCCUAGUACCAACACACAACCUCUUCAGCAAGCUAAGCCAGUGGUGGUGAAUGCAACUCCAGUGCGGAUGUCUGUCCCAAUAGUACCAGCUCAGACUGUCAAACAGGUGGUGCCCAAACCAAUCAACCCAACUUCACAGAUAGUUACUACUAGCCAGCCACAACAGAGACUUAUUAUGCCAGCUACUCCACUGCCACAGAUACAGCCAAACCUCACUAACCUCCCGCCGGGCACCGUGCUGGCGCCAGCACCUGGCACAGGAAAUGUAGGCUAUGCAGUUCUUCCAGCUCAAUACGUCACUCAGCUACAGCAGUCAUCAUACGUAUCUAUAGCAAGCAACUCUGGUUUUACUGGGACAUCUAAUAUCCAGACCCAAGCAAGGCUACCGUUCAAUGGAAUUAUGCCAUCCGAACCUGCAAACCGCCCCAGGAAGCCGUGCAAUUGUACAAAAUCGCUGUGUUUGAAAUUGUAUUGUGAUUGUUUUGCAAAUGGUGAAUUCUGCAAUAACUGCAACUGUACCAAUUGUUAUAACAACCUGGACCAUGAAAAUGAUAGGCAAAAAGCAAUAAAGGCCUGCCUUGAUAGAAACCCUGAAGCCUUCAAGCCCAAAAUAGGGAAAGGAAAGGAAGGGGAAUCAGACCGGCGGCACAGCAAAGGCUGCAACUGCAAACGAUCAGGAUGUCUCAAAAACUAUUGUGAAUGCUAUGAGGCAAAAAUCAUGUGUUCCUCAAUAUGUAAAUGCAUUGGCUGUAAAAACUUUGAAGAAAGCCCAGAACGAAAGACUCUGAUGCACUUAGCAGAUGCAGCAGAAGUAAGAGUCCAGCAACAGACAGCUGCAAAGACAAAGUUAUCGUCACAAAUCUCAGACCUGUUAACGAGGCCAGCCCCAGCACUGACUAGUGGAGGGGGGAAAUUGCCAUUUACCUUUGUAACCAAGGAGGUGGCUGACGCGACUUGUGACUGCCUGCUUGCGCAGGCCGAGCAGGCCGAAAAGAUGGGCAAGUCAAAAGCAGCAGCGGAGCGCAUGAUCCUGGAGGAAUUUGGACGUUGUUUGAUGAGAGUCAUUAACUCCGCAGGAAAAUCCAAAAGUGACCCCUGUGCCAUGAACUGCUGACUCUUGCAUAGGAGCCAUGGUAAAUUGGACUGAACAUGACACUUAAGGCACAGGGACACUUUGGUUCACAGCAGAAGAUUUAAUACUAUUUUAUUGUUAAUUUGGUGCUUGUUUUAAAUUGACUUGCAUUAUGUUGAAACAAGAAAAUCUUUUAUAAUUAGGAGUAGAGUCUUUUAAAUUUUAGCUAAAUUCUCUUCUACUUAUGACGAUGCCUAAAGGUGAAUUUUUCUUCCUGUUGUACAGCUUUUAACUUUCUUGGGUUUGGUAAGAGUUAGAUGUUUUCUUCCUCCCCCUUUCUCUAAGAAAAUUGUCCAGAGAGUCUUUAUAAAUUAUUAUUAUAAUAUAUAUUAUUUACAGUGUAUAGAGUUGCAUCACUUUGUUCACAUGGAAGAAUCAGACACUGGAAGAAAAUAUUUUUGGCGGUAGACCACGAAAACAGUUUAUCUGUGGAGGAAUUAAUUCUGAAAGGACAUAUAUAGAAAUGAGCAUCUUCACAAUACUGACAAUACCAAAUUAGAUAAAAGAACAUCACUGUACAACCCUGGAAGGCAACGGAUCAAUGUUAAAGACCCGAUUCACCAAGGUCCUUAAGCACAAAUAAUGUUAAGCACAUGGGCAGUUGACUUCUUGGGACAAAUUACCCGUUUAGCAUUGCAUAUGUUCUUAAAAACCUUGCUGAAUCUGGGCCACAGGGCACAACUUUUGAAAUGGAAAGUAUUUAAUUUUUUCUUUAAAUGAUGACAGAAAUGUCAUUACUGGCUUGCUGAAUAGUCUAAAAUGGAAGUUGAAGGACAGAUGAUUUGCCAUACAUUCAGAAAGCAUUAAAAGCAAUGCUGUAAAAGCAAGUUGUCCAUCCAACUUUUCUCAUUAGAUAAACAUCAAGCAGGGAGCUGCUGUUGUGCAUCUAGGGCUCAAUCCUGCAAGGUCCUGAGCAUUCUCGCUUCUCAUUGAAGCCAGAGAGCAUUUGCAGCCCUUAGCACUUCAUAGGAUAGAGCCCUUAAACUGGCAGAAAAUGAGAUUAUUGUUGUGUACAUUUACACAGAAACUGAGAUUACUGGGUGUGAGGGAACCAACCCUUGUGUUUUCCUGUUAGCACAGUUUUCAUGUGAGAUGGAUUCCAAACUAGCUGCAUCCAAGUUAAUCAGAGAACUUGUGUGAAGAUCAGACUCCCUGUAAAACUGUGGACCUUUUUGAUAUCACUUUUUUAAUCUUUGGGAAUCAUUUGGCUUAUUUUUUAAAAAGUGUUAUUUAGGAUUGCAGUUGAGCCAUGACAUGCAAGUACACUGAUAUGGAUUCAAGGUCACCAUCAAAAACAGAUACACCUGACCUUUUGUUGUGUGGGGAACAGGGAAGGAAUCAAAUCAGGUCAAAUACAGUUGUGCAUGGAAGACACUUAAGGAUGGGAACUUUUUCUAGUAUUUACUACAAACAGUCCCAAAUCACAUUUUUGGUAGUGUAGCUAUAAAUUUAAUGAAAGGAAAUAACCAUGUUUAAAUUCACAGGCAUUUAUUUAGUUAGAUAUCUUAAUCCUCUCUGUAAUUAUCAGAACAAGAUUGAUACUUUUAUUUUCCAAAAGGGAUUUUAUAUUCUUGCCAUGUAAUGGUGUGUGUAUAUUCUUUAACAUAUGUUUGUGUAUAUGUAGCAAAUACACAUACACACACCUGUGAAAAGGGAAUCCACCAUUCAUUAAAAAGUAUGGUUUUUUAAUAAUUAGGAUCUGGAUUUCUAAAAUGUCAGUGCGAUAACUUUAAAUGUAGAUAGUUCAGCCAUUCAUCUUACUUUUUAGUGACUCAAUAUAGUAUGUCCAGUAAGAUUUGUAUAAAUGUAAAUUAGUGUAAGUGGAUAAAGUAAGACCUUUUAAUCAAGUUAUUUUUCAAACAGAUUGCAAUAUGCCUUCUUUUGUCUAGAACUAAAUCCAUGUUAAUUUUGUAUAUAUUCUGUGUCCUAUUCUAAAUUGCACCUUUUGUGAUGUGUAUUUAUAUACAGUGUGGAGAAAAUGUUUGUGAAACUUUGGAUUACAGUUGUAGAUGAUGUAUGAUGGCAUUGCUUGUAAAGAUUGUGAAGGUGCAAUCAAAUACUCUUAGUUCUACUUGUUUUGAACAAGCUUUCAUUGAGCUUGUUUCCAAACACCCACCCCUGCCCACCCCCGCUUAGUAUGUACUAAAUCAUUUUUGUACUUCCUUAGCCAUUUGCAGCAAACUGCUGAACAAGAUUUACAGUCAAGUUCAUCCCGUUAUUUUAAACAGAUCUGGGGUGGGGUUAAAGGUUCAUUUUCUAGUUCUAUUUACACCUGAAAGUAGAAAGAUUAAAUUUAUAUUUACUAGACCAAUUCAAAAAAAUACACUUUUCUAUAUUGUAAAAAGUUGGCUAAAUCACAAAGAAAAAUAAACAUUUAUACUAUUCUGUAAACACGAUGUUUGAAUUCUGUUCCUUGAGAGCUAGCAAGAACAUUAACAGUUUUAUUAAAGUACCUGAUUUAUUAAUUAGGGGCCAGGUUGUCACCGAAGUUGCAUUUACUAAGGCCCCAAAUCAGCAAAGCACUUCCUUGUCAUUAAAUACCGUUGACUUCAAUAGGACUGGAGCACAUUCUCAAAGCAUGUAUGUGCUUAUAUGCUUUUUUGAAUAGGGAUUGACUUAAGUAUGUGCUUAAGUACUUUGAAAUGGGGCCAAAAUAUAUCCAUGCACAACCAGGUAAUUGGGCCCAAAGGGGUAUUUUUGUAUUUAGUUACCUCUCCUGCAUGAGCAAAUCCAGGUUCUACCCCUGUGGAGAGUGAACAAAUGUAGUCCUUGAUCCAACAAACAGAUCCAUAUGGAUGGACCCUCGUGCCCUGUCAAGAUCCUAUUGAAGUUAGUGGGACUCCAUAGAAGUACAAGAGUCUCUCCAUGCAAAUCUGAUUGCAGGAUCAAGGGUAAAAUGUUCAGGGGCAACUUUGGCCACAGCCUUUGAAAAAUUGGCCCUAGGCAUUUUAUUGGUUUAAUUAAAAAAAACAAACAAAAAAACCCUUAUUGAGGAGCAGGUAGGUUUCUAAGUAUAUCCUGUAAGGGUUACUUCAGUGCAUAAAAAUGGUGAGUUUUAAAGACAAAACUGCU
Mauremys mutica (yellowpond turtle) is the source of this 5711-nucleotide messenger RNA. It is a transcript of the gene LIN54, whose product is annotated as lin-54 DREAM MuvB core complex component. Gene Ontology annotation, biological process: regulation of DNA-templated transcription. The transcript has 14 exons. NCBI's taxonomy places the organism in Eukaryota, Metazoa, Chordata, Testudines, Geoemydidae. The record is from RefSeq and is a predicted model, not a curated record. Bases 141 to 2621 code for a protein of 826 amino acids. Gene Ontology annotation, cellular component: nucleus.